Molecule: messenger RNA, 879 nt
Organism: Protopolystoma xenopodis
Lineage: Eukaryota; Metazoa; Platyhelminthes; Monogenea; Polystomatidea; Polystomatidae
Source: the annotation of a GenBank genome assembly
CUCCUUCGCCUCCAAGUCAGAGAUGCCUGCUUUGUUGUUGUAGCUCGCCUUUUCCAGCUUCUAAAAAGACUACAGGCUAGUGCCCAGACAUUUGCAGCAGUAGAACCAACCAAAUUCCGGCUGGCAUCGGCGAUCAUGCCACGACGACCCUACAGCCAAGACCCGACUGAGUUGAGACCGUUGCAACCGUUCGAUCUGUCGAGUCAUGCGACGACUGGUAACCAUGCGGCUUCUGCAAAACGGCGUAAUGUCAGCAGAGCUUCGGAGAAGAUCCAGGCUUGGUUGGCCGCUACUCGUGGCCUACUAGACGCAACUGCAGAGUCGAGCAUCCGCAGCCAGAGGAACUCGGGCCGAGCGGACAGUUCCGAGUUUCAGGGAUUCAGAGAAAAAUCUACAAGAGUCGACCAAUCAGCCAAUGGCAGGCUGCCUGCCUACGUGGAAAGAGUGCCAUUAGCGCGUAGAAAGCAACCCCAAUCUCGUCUCAUCACCAUCCUCGAGGUGGGCCUGGUCAUCAGUGUGUUCAGUUUGGCCGGAUUGGCCGUCAUCUUUAGGGACGACCUGCAUAUCAUUCUUCUCAAGCUUUACGCACAUGCUGGAGUCAUGUUAGGCCAUAAUUACUUAAACGGCCGACUCACCGGCGGACCUGACCUUGGCCAGGCUGUGGUAUGGCUACGCAAGGCGGCUGAGAAGGGUCAUUCACGAGCUGCCUACAAUUUGGCUGCAGCCAGACUUAAAGGAGCUGUGUCGGAUGAGAUGGUAUCUCGUCACGAGGCCACUCAUUGGCUACAGACACUGGCCUCGACGUCGAACACAGAGGACAAAAGCGAAGAAAGACUGCAAGCCAGAGCCGCUUGUGCCAGGGGCUAUUGCUUGCAAUAA